Molecule: messenger RNA, 363 nt
Organism: Trichoderma gamsii
Lineage: Eukaryota; Fungi; Ascomycota; Sordariomycetes; Hypocreales; Hypocreaceae
Exons: 3
Coding region: 1-363 (120 amino acids)
Source: RefSeq, a predicted model, not a curated record
AUGGCACCCGUGCUUUUCGACUGGAAUAAUGGCUCUCAGAUGUUAGAGCUGCUGGAUUCUUUCGUCGAGUGGCUCUCUCAACCUCAUGUCCUUACGAUCAUCAUGGCCUGGGCCAUCACGUUUACGGCCGUUUGCACCCUUAUACUCUGCUUGGGCUUUGGCCCUGCCGGGAUCGGCGCAGGAACUAUUGCUGCUGCCUUUCAAUCAUACAUGUAUGGGGCCUUUACCCCAGCAGGGGGCAUUUUCGCGACUUUGACGAGCAUGGCGAUGCUAGGCACAAUGAUGCCGCCGGCUGCUAUUCUCGCUGCGGUAAUCGCCACAGGCGUGGCUAUACUGGUAUGGGUCUGGGGCAUCGGCAGAUGA